Sycon ciliatum is the source of this 4560-nucleotide messenger RNA. RefSeq lists its product as uncharacterized. Gene Ontology annotation, cellular component: cytoplasm. The coding region runs from base 313 to 4197 and encodes 1294 amino acids. The record is from RefSeq and is a predicted model, not a curated record. Gene Ontology annotation, molecular function: ATP binding; protein kinase activity; protein binding. Gene Ontology annotation, biological process: signal transduction; protein phosphorylation. The transcript has 6 exons. Lineage: Eukaryota; Metazoa; Porifera; Calcarea; Leucosolenida; Sycettidae.
GACAGCCGACCAGAGCUGCCGCAUGUGUACUGAUAACGGUCGUCAGGUUUGACAAGUUGGCAAGCUGCACACACCAACAACAUGCCAUAGCUUUGGCGAAGGUAGGGCAAGUAAUUAGUUACCCGUCGUAGAUGGCGGCACCGGGCAGGUACGACUGCCUGUGCUAGUGUUGGCGGACAAGGUAGAUUGCUUUCGCUAGGAAGAAAAAGAAAAAGGCAAGGACUUUCUCCUUCUUCUGCAUGGAGCUAGUUUGGACGUAUUCGCGUGAAUGUCUCGCGUACCGGAAUGCGAUGAAAUAUUCCCUAGUCAAGGAUGCUACUCAUCCGUUGCGCUAACCAUGACGGUAGGGCGGCGGCAUGGAGGAUGCGAUACAUGGUCGGCACCACACUGUUGCUGUGUGCAGUGCUGAGCACGGGCAGUGAUGGCGGUACGUCCCACUGCGAACAUCCCUAUGCCGGUCUGUACAGCCCAGCCAGGGUCGGUGAUUUUGAUAACAAGUACCCACCGCUGGUGUCCAUGGCUACGAUGAUGAAGAAUGCAUGGGUGACUGGGUAUAAUCCGGUCGCGUUGAGGCCGGUGGGCCGAGCCAAUCACGCUGCAGCUACCAUUCUGCUCCAGAUUGAUAAUGUGACUCUCGAAGAGACAAUGAUGGUGUUUGGUGGUGUGUCCGACAAGGAUGACUUUGCAUCGGAAACUUGGCUCUAUCAGCCAAAGCGCAAUGCUUGGCUAAUGCCACAGGUCGAGCAACUGACGCCGCGAUUCGGGCACACAAUGGUGACUGGUCCAUCUGGUGAGUACGUACUUCUGCUUGGCGGCUGUGCUGUCACGCCACAGGAGGAAACUCUCGGCCAGUAUGUCUUCUACAACAUGACCUGGAAGAACGUGAACAUCACGACCUUCCCAAGCCGGUUUCUGCACAGCACCACAAUCCUACCUCAUUAUCACAGUACAACCGUGCAGCACAGUUCUGAACGCCAUGUGAUUGGGCCCGCCACCACUGAGCGCCGCAUCUACGUAUUCGGUGGCUCACUCUGUGAGGAAAAGGAGGGCUUUGAAGUGGACGAGCUCUGGGAGCUGCACUUUGAUGCGGACGAGUUCCCCGGUGUCCGUGGUGCGGAGGAUUUGCUGCAUUGGAACUUGGUCAACGUGUCUGGAAGUAGACCGUCGCCUAGAGCAGGUCAUGUCGGUGUGUCAACACCCUAUGACACUAUGCUGAUAUUCAGCGGCUUCUACAACUCAACAGUUCUCACCGACCUGUGGGAGUUAUACCUCGAUUCUCAGCACGACGAGUGGCUCUGGAAGCGGCUACCAAGUCUGCCGAUGUCACCAAACAGCAUGCGGACAUGUGACUCGGUGAUUGGUGCGUAUGUCGAUCGGGAGGAUGCUAUCAUCGUGGCAUUCUCGUGCACCAAGAACUCUACGCUCAGCUUAUGGUCGUAUAUGUAUCUAAAUGCAACCUGGGAGUACUUGAUGCCUGUGGGCAUACAGGCGCCACAACCACUGUCGUUUCCAUCCAUGAGCAUUGUGGAUGAGCAGUUGCUGGUCUUCGGUGGUAGGACUCAGUACGGCCUGUCGUCAGAAGACGUUUGGGCCUUUGUUAAGCGAGCUGAGUUCAGCAUGUGGGCCAUACAGCCGCAGCCAGUAAGCUAUCCACAGCCCAGGGCAUUGCACUCGGCUGCAUUCUGCCCCAUUCUUGGCAUCAUGUUCGUCAUCGGGGGAUUUCGGAUUGACCUUCAGCCACCCGGUGUCCUGCAGCCUGCCGUGCUAACAGACAACGUCAUCUGGCAAUGGAAUGCAUCGUUUGACCGCUGGACACAGCAGCCGGUACCGCUGACCUUUCAACCACGCUUGGCAUCAGCAUCCCAGAUUAUUGAUGGUAACCUUGUCAUAUUUGGUGGCAUAGAUGGCGAGUCAAAGUCCCUGAGUGACACAUGGCUUAUGGGCACUACUAAUUUGAUGUGGAGUGAGAGUGGUAGCAACAUCAAGCCGACCGGUCGAGGAGCGCACACUAUGGUGUCCUACAAAAACAAAGCUGUUGUGUUUGGUGGACUCGACGCCACAACCGGAAAAAUCCUCAAUGAUCUCUGGUUUUAUGACGUUCCUUUGGAUGCGUGGUAUGCUAAACCGGUGACGCAAGCAUCUCGUAGAAUUCCUGGUCGGUUUGGUCACGGUGCAGCGAUUGUCGAUCAUCACAUGUACGUGUUUGGUGGUGUGGUUGAUAAUGAUAUGAAUCCACAGGACCAGAGGCUGUGGCGCUACGAUCUGGUGAACAACCUGUGGGAGAUUGUUGGUGGUGAUAGCAUGGCGAUGAUUCUGCCCGAGCCUCGCUUCUUUGCUAGCUUCACUGCCAUUGGCAAGAAGCUUGUCCUGCUGGGUGGCUGUACACAGUAUGCAUCUCUCACUCUGACACCAGAAACCUGGUAUACACAGCUUCCGAUCUUUUGCUGGGACGACCGAAGGACGCUGGAGCUGGCCUUUGUCUUUGACACCGGGAAGAUCACGAACAACCAGAAGUUCAACUACAACGGCGAAUGGACAUAUCCACUGCAGUUGCGCAAGGCACCGCCCAUGUACAUGCAGCACACAACGGUUGAGCUGGAUGGCCGCCUGAUCGUGUACGGUGGUAUUAGCUACCAGUAUCUCUACAAUGAAUCAGCCGGCGCUGGUCAGAAGUGGAUUGUGUCGAUUGGCUGUGACACGGGCUACUAUAGCCGUACAUUCUCCAGCAACUCGUGCAGCCGCUGCUCAAUCGGUACCUACUCCACUGAGCCAGGACAGGGGCAGUGCCAGCGUUGUCCGAAUGGUACGUACACGAGCGAUACUGGCAGUACCAAUCUGCUGAACUGCAGCCUGUGCAAUGCCAACGAGUUCUGCCAUGGUCACGGGCAGUGUGUGGUCCAGCACAAUGGCAAGGAACUGAACGCUGCCUGUCAAUGUAACUUUGGUUAUAGCUCAUCGGACCGUUGCAACGUACCUCUGUACUACAUGAUUGGAGGCAGUGGUGCACUCAUGGUCGGAAUUGUCCUCGUACUGUCCUACGUCUUGGUCAAGUAUAGGCAGAAGCGAGAAGCCGAACAAGAGAAGGUGCGUCUGCUGCGCACAAGUCGCCAGGAGAUAGCUGAGUUGUCCAAUGCCUGGCUCAUCAACCCUGAGGAAAUCACACUGAAGCAGCGUAUUGAUAAGGAAUUCCCGGGUAGCUUUGGUCAGGUUCACUUGGCUGAAUACCGGGGAUUCCAGGUUGCGGUCAAGAAGCUGGGUGUGGCCCUGGGCAAUUCGGAGAGCCGAUUGUUUGAACGCGAACUUGAGACGAUGCGUGCCAUUCGACAUCCAAACAUUGUCCUUUUCAUUGGAGGAGGGCACAUGGUGGAGAGAGACAAUCGCCCAGUUCCGUUUAUCGUCAUGGAACACAUGGCCCGUGGCACUUUGCGACAGAUUCUGGCUGAUUCAACCGUCAGUGUGGAUCUUGCUCAGCAGCUUCGAUUUGCACUGGACAUAGCCAAAGGUCUCCGCUUCCUGCACAGUCUCAGUCCACCUCGCAUUCACCGAGACCUGAAGAGUACAAACCUGCUUGUCAGUGACCGUUGGGUUGUGAAGGUAUCCGACUUUGGCUCUGCUGCACGAUUCGAUGUGGACACUUGCCACAGUAGCAUACAGGGAGCAGUGGCUCGCCGCAUAUCCGUGGCCGGAGAGGAGAGCACGCUGAGGUCUCCUGAUCACGAGUCUCGCGGUGGCGGCGGCAGCGACCUGCUCUCCGGUUCCAGCGUGGUGGAUGAGAGCACGCCUCUGCUGCAUUCACAAGCGCCGCUGUCGAGCCGGGUGGGAACAGUGGCCUGGAGCGCACCCGAACUCCUAUCCAAACUCUCCUACGGUGCUAGUGUAGAUGUCUACAGUUUUGGAAUUGUUCUGUGGGAGAUCUGCACACGCUGCAUUCCUUUCCAGGAGUACCCGUUCACAGUCGAUGUGCGGAAUGCUGUGCUGUCCGGUGUACGGCCUACAGUACCCAGCAGCUGCCUGCCCGCAUACAGCAUGCUGAUGCAAGCAUGCUGGGACAGUGAGCACAUGCAGCGGCCCACGUUCUCGGAGAUAGUGCCACAGCUCGACGAACAGCUCGAGAUGUGCUUAUCUAGUCUUGUGGAUCGGCCAUCCUCUGUCUCAUCAUCCCCUGCUAGGCCAUCGUCAGUACUGACUAUUCAGUAGCUUUGCCGUUUCAGCUUUGCUACAACAUGAUCUCUCCAGAGCGAACAACAUUGAUUAUUGAACCCAGAUUCAUUGAAGAUUUGAUAAGUCACGGUACAUAAGAUUAAUGGUAUAUCUAGCGAGACGGAAACAUCAAGUAAAAAUAGCUGAGAAUAUAUUGAAGACUAUGUGCAGGUCGAUCAUUGAUGAUUUCUUAAAUUGACAUUUGAUGAGCUGAUAUUUUCUUGACGAAAUACAAUCGGGCAAUUCUUUGAUGAACAGCAUAAUUAUGAUGUAGAGUUCUUUGAUAUGUACACAAGUCGAAAGAAGUUAUUUUCUUUAUAUCAAGUUGAGAGUUUCUAACAAAAGAUGGUAUGAAUUUGA